Oncorhynchus nerka (sockeye salmon) is the source of this 5710-nucleotide messenger RNA. RefSeq names its product synaptic vesicle glycoprotein 2Ca (gene sv2ca). Gene Ontology annotation, molecular function: transmembrane transporter activity. The record is from RefSeq and is a predicted model, not a curated record. Lineage: Eukaryota; Metazoa; Chordata; Actinopteri; Salmoniformes; Salmonidae. The transcript is spliced from 12 exons. Gene Ontology annotation, cellular component: synaptic vesicle membrane. Bases 186 to 2399 code for a protein of 737 amino acids. Gene Ontology annotation, biological process: transmembrane transport; chemical synaptic transmission.
UGAACACCACAGCCAGUGAGGGUAACUUCCUGUUGUGACUGCAGACUUCAGGGUUUUCCCUGUUGCAUCUCCAGACCCACCACUCUGAUCUGCUCCCAAACCUCUCUGCCGGAUUCCAUCCAUCUCCCUCUGCCCUCUUCUUACCCCCUCUGUACUCCCACCCCUGAACGUCCAUCAGAGAUAAAAUGGACGACAGCUACGAAAGCAGGACUUCCUUAGUGAAGGGGGCCAAGGACAUCGUCAAGGAGGCCAAGCGGCACGCUGUGAAAAAGGUCAACAAGGUCGUGGACAGCACCACAGACGAGUACUCCCAGCGCAAAUACAGCCGUUUCGAGGACGAGGUGGACGAGGGGGACGACUUUUACCGUAACCCUCCCAGGCAGGACGGAGGCUACAAUGACAACGACCAGGCCAGUGAUGCCAGCGACGCCACAGAGGGCCAUGAUGACGAAGAUGAGAUCUACGAAGGGGAGUACCAGGGAAUCCCAGCGGCCGGAGACAGGCGGGCCAGGGAGGGGCAGGUGGCUCUGGGGCAGCCCGUCACAGACAGCCUGAAGGACCGUAAGGAGCUGGAGCAGGAGAGGCAGGCGGACGAGGAGGAACUGGCCCAGCAGUAUGAGCUGAUCAUCCAGGAGUGUGGCCACGGCAGGUUCCAGUGGCAGCUGUUCCUGGUGCUGGGCCUGGCCCUCAUGUCGGAUGGGGUGGAGGUGUUCGUGGUGGGGUUCGUUCUACCCAGCGCCGAGACGGACAUGUGUGCUCUGGGUGGCUCCAACUCCAGAUCUGGAUGGCUAGGCAGUAUUGUGUACCUGGGGAUGAUGGUGGGGGCGUUCUUCUGGGGGGGCAUGUCGGACAAGGUGGGCCGCAGACAGUGUCUGCUCAUCUGCAUGUGUGUGAACGGCUUCUUCGCCUUCCUCUCCUCCUUCGUUCAGGGUUAUGGCAUCUUCCUACUCUGCCGCGUGAUCGCAGGCUUUGGAACAGGGGGAGUUGUACCCAUCGUCUUCUCCUUAUUUGCGGAGGUGCUGUCCAGAGAGAAGAGAGGGGAGCACCUGAGCUGGCUCUGCAUGUUCUGGAUGAUUGGAGAGAUCUAUGCUUCAGCCAUGGCCUGGGCCAUUAUACCACACUACGGCUGGAGUUUCAGUAUGGGUUCUGCCUACCAGUUCCACAGUUGGAGAGUGUUUGUGGUCGUCUGCGCCCUGCCCUGCGUUUGUGCUGUUGUGGCUCUCACUUUCAUGCCCGAGAGCCCCAGGUUUUACCUGGAGGUGGGGAAGCACGACGAGGCUUGGAUGAUCCUCAAGCAGAUCCAUGACACCAACAUGCGAGCGCGUGGGCAGCCGGAGAAAGUCUUCACCGUGAACAGAAUCAAGAUCCCCAAGCAUUUGGAUGAGCUGGUGGAGAUUAAAUCAGAGUCGGGGAACCCAGUCUCCAAGGCCCUCUUCAGGUCCAAGACAGAGCUAUGUGGGAUCUGGGUUAACUUUAUGAAGUGUUUCGACUACCCUCUGAAAGAAAGUACUAUCAAGCUAGCUAUUGUGUGGUUUACUCUGUCCUUUGGGUACUACGGCCUGUCUGUGUGGUUCCCUGACGUCAUCAAGCACCUCCAGGCAGAUGACUACGCCUCCAAGGUGAAGAUCCACAGCAACGAACGCAUCGAGGACUUCACCUUCAAUUUCACCAUGGAGAACCAGAUCCACACCAAUGGUGUCUUCAUCAACGACAGAUUUGUUAAUAUGAAGUUGAAGUCCAUCACCUUCAUUGACUCCACCUUCCGUAACUGCUACUUUGACGACGUGACGUCGGUGGGAUCCUACUUCCGGAACUGUACCUUCAUCGAGGCGUUCUUCUACAACACUGACAUCGAUGACUCCAAACUGAUAGAUGACACAGAGGUGAUCAACAGCACGUUUCACCACAACAAGACGGGCUGUCAGAUGACAUUUGACGACGACUACAGCGCCUACUGGGUCUACUUCAUCAACUUCCUUGGAACUCUGGCUGUUCUGCCCGGCAACAUCGUCUCGGCACUGCUCAUGGAUAAAAUCGGACGCCUUUCCAUGUUAGGUGGCUCCAUGGUUCUGUCAGGGAUCAGUUGUUUCUUCCUGUGGUUCGGCACCAGUGAGUCGAUGAUGAUCUUCAUGCUGUGCCUUUACAACGGCCUGAGCAUAUCAGCCUGGAACUCACUGGACGUGGUCACCACAGAGUCCUUCCCUACAGACAGAAGAGGGACAGGUUUUGGGUUCUGUAACGCUUUGUGUAAGCUGGCUGCAGUGUUGGGAAACCUGAUCUUUGGUUCUCUGGUUGGCAUCACCAAGUCCAUCCCCAUCCUUCUGGCCUCAUCUGUGCUGGUGUGUGGAGGCCUGGUGGGGCUCCGGCUGCCUGAUACCAGGGCCAACGUACUCAUGUAGCCCCAGGAAGGACCACCUGGCCUGUGGAAGACUUGGGCCAAACCUGGUGCAAAGGGUUUGCUUCAAACAUGUCCUAUGGAUGUUUGAGAUUUGAUUUGCUUAUUGCCGCUUGUGGUCUCAAAGGGAGUUCAAUUGCAUAACUCCCCACCCCCACCCCAUAUUGCUACAAAACAGUAUAUCUACUUUCACUUUAUCAAUUUAUGUAUGUACAAGACACAACCCAAGCUCCAGACCAUCUGCACAAUUCCCUGGUGUCAAAGGGAAACUCCUAUUUAUUAUUGAAUGUAAUAUUUGGGGACGUCACAACGCCCCGUCCAGGAUGGAAUGAUGUCACUCAAUAUUUUCAUGUUAUUUCAUCAUGAUAUAAUCAUAAGAGUUAGUGGGGUAUAUAUUUUAGUGAAGCUUGUGGUGAGCAUUGUUCAGGGGAAUUGAUGGUCAGUUGUUCAUGACUGGUUGAUGGCCAGGCCAUUGCCUGUGGAUUAUGUCCAUCCAUCCCUGUAUAGUACUGGCUGUGAAGGGAACUACUGUAUAAUGGGUCCUGUAGUUGGCUGAAGUAGACUCUAUAUCAGUGUCAAGGCCUGUUUGCUAUGAGCUGGCUUGUGAAGUCAGUACUGAGCUAGUGCUAUGUGAGUUGUAUAGAUGUCAGUAGCGCCUGUUGCUUUGUAUCUUAUGAGCAGUAGCUUCCAGGCAUGUUUGUCUGGAGUCAUUGCAGGGGCAGGGUUAGUGCUGUACAUAUGAAUGCGUUCUUAUUAGGCCAGGACAGAUGGAGGAGAGAGGGGAUAACAAGCUGUUCUGAGCACAGCCACCCUGCAGUGGGAGAGACAGGGGAAUAGAUGAUCAGAAAGACUGGAGACCACACACCUGCAACACAGCUGGCCUAGACAGACAGGCCAAGGGAGAGAACAAGGGUAUUUCUGGGCCACCGAGUGUAGAUGGAUCUUUGUCAGGCUUGACGUGUUCUUACAUAAUGUUUCACUUGUAAUGUCUGCUAGAUAUACGCACAUACCCUGAACUGUCAACCAUGAAGAGUCAUGGUGAUGGACAGGUCUUAACUAAGCUAAGCUUCUCCCAGAUAACACCUGAAACUAUAAUAAUGUGUUUGUUGUCAGUUGUGGCUAUUUAUUUAUUAGUUUACACUGACAGAUGCAUAAAGAUGUGUUUUUAUUACAGUGUUCUGCCGCACUCUACCACAGUCAUAUAUAAACACUCAAUGUCAAAGCCCUUUGCACCAGCUCUCUAGGCCAUAUUGAAUAACUUGAUUUGUUGUUAUUUGAAGUGUACAUACUAAAUGUAUCAAUAUGUUAAUAUUUAUGUUUUCUUUUGCGGGUAUGUAUCUGCAGCUGUUCUAAAGAAUUUUUGGGGGAAAAUGUAAGAAUCCAAUUUUUUUGUAUCUACUCUUGUUCUCCACUUCUCCUAUGUGUUGUAUUGUAUGCAGGCUUCCUGAUCGGGAUGUAUUUAUGUUCAGCCUUUGAUUUGGUGUUUCUCUUCGGCACUGACUUUGUAAUGACAUGUCAGGCUGCUUCCUUUUCAAGAUACUGAAUGGCCUUUUUUUAAAUGUGCCUCUUCUUCACCGGAGCGUUCUCCUCAUAGACAACAGAACAGGAGACUGAAGGGUACAGGAGGUAAACAGGAAGUGAACUCUGUGUGUGUGAUGUCCCUUCUCACUACGGUCAACAUUUUCAAGUACUGUACAUCAUCACAUUGUGACGUGUAAAAGGUUCAACCUCCAUAUCAGUUUAAAAAAAGAUGCCCUCCCCUCAGAUGAAGUUGGAAGACAAUAUUAUUUUUUAAACUGGAUUGGAAAAUAUCAAAUGUUAUUUAAAGCAAUAAGUAAGUAGUAAGUAAGUAAGUUAGUAACUGCUUGCAUAAGAGUGACCCCCCACAAGACGUAAUUGAAGUGAAAUGACGUGAAAACAACGUUGAUUCAACCAGUGUGUGCCCAGUGGGAAUGCAUUUGCGUGGAUAAAAAACCCACCUGUGACCAUUUGGAAGACAUUUUGGAAUCAGUAACAAAACAGUAUUUUUCAAAAUGUUGUACACAUAAUUCAGUACGUAGCGCAUGUAUAAAUCUUUUCACUGUAUAAUGCCAUUUCAUUAGUGCUGUACACUGCAUAAUGUUGCAGUCUCUAAAUUCUCACCCAAAGUUGACAAAUGCGUCUGACGUUGAUAAGGCAUCCUGCAGGUAGCUGUCGUUACUGUAAGCAGUAUGAUCACCAGACCUCAGUCGCAGGUCUACAUCUCUACAUGGCUCCUUAGUAUUAUCUAUGGCUUACUGCCUGUGUAGCUCUCCUGUUCCCGUGUGUGUCGUAUCUGUGAGUAUAUCAUAGUGUUCGUAGUCCACUGUAUCAAAACUGCGGUCUGCUUGCCCCCUCCUUAUUUUAGCUUUACAUCAUCUCGGAUAUGGUCAAGUCUGUUUGCUGAUUGUUUGCUUCUUGGUAUGCACUACAAAUGAUCUGACUUGUUGAUGAUCAUUGUGGGGACCAGAAGUCCUCACAAGGAUAGUAAAACAAGGGAAAUCUGGACAGGUAUGGACAUUUCGCCAGUCCCCACAAGGAAAAUUCCUAUGUUUGGCUUAGAGGUUAGGUUAGGGAUAAGAGUUAGGGUUAGGCUUAGUUUUAGGGUUAACAUUAGAGUUAGGUUAAGGGUUAGUGAAAAUAGGAUUUUGAAUGGGAAUAAAUAGUUUGGUUCCCACAAGGAUAGUAAAACAAAUGUGUGUGUGUGUGUGUGUAAGUAUUGUACAUAUCAAUGCUGUAUUUGGUGGACUUCUGAGUUAAAUCUGUAUGCUUUUUGAUUGACUGAUGCCUCUCCAGCUGUGUUCAAGCGAUAAAUCCAUCUAUCCAUGUUCUACGUCUGUGUUUCCUUGGCUUAAAGCCACAUGUCCUCUACUACUGUGUGUACAAACUUGCAUGUGUGUAUGAAACUUCUCUUUUUUUCUGCUCAACUUUGUGUUCUUAUUGUAUUCUUCUGCCAGAAGAAGAGAAAAUGGUAGAUUUUUGGAAGAAAAAAAGUGAAUGUAUCACUCGUCAGUUUUUUGGGGACAUUUUUUUAAGUGAACAAUGGUGUGGGCUCAGAUGAACAAAGGUGUGGGCUCAGAUGAACAAAUGUGUGGGUUCAGAUGAACAAAGGUGUGUACAUUAUUGUGAAGGGCAUGCCAAUUGUGGGAUGACUGUGAAGCUGAGUAGAGAAACAUUUGCCAAAUGAUGCCCUGUGAAUAUUGUUUUAAUUAAAGGAGAAUGGCAGGAAUUGCAAAUAGUGCUGCUUAUGAGCAUCAAGUAUAUGAAAUAAAGAUUUAUGUUCUCUAGCAAAUUCAA